GCACAUCACGUGCAAACGCAACUUGGUCAGAGGACUCUAAGAAUGGAAGUUCCUUCUUGGUAGCUCAGAGAUUCAGCGGCAGAAAGGGUGGAAGGGGAGCAGGAAUGGCGUCGUAUCGGUGGGCUUACUUCCGGAUAAUGACGGGCACCAUCCUCGGCGGAAUCCUCGGCUUCUACGUCAUGCACCGCGUCGAGACCAGCUACAAGGAGAAGAUGAAGGAGAGAUUGAUCAAGUACGAGAACGAAAUGAAGAAGCGAGGACAACUCCAACAACAACAAGACGAUCAGUCCAAGCUCCUACCAGACUCUUAAAACUCUUCCAAUAUCCACAUUUCCCUGCUUCAGUUAUACACUUAAGUACGCCUAGUUUUUCCUGUGAAUCCUGGGAGAAGUUAAUAUUGGGUUUUGCAUAGGGUUGCUGAGAUUCCCGGAUCUAGCGCAGCCAAAACUUAAGGUAACUUCUUCUUGUAAGGCGUCGUAUUUAGCAUUUGCUUUUGGCUUCUUUUUGGUUCACAUCAAAGAAAUAACGGAAGUAAGAACCGAUGUUUUGGGCGUUCGGGCUUAGUAUCAAACAUGUGGUGGGUGCGUCACGAGUUCCUUGCUUAUUAGAGCUAUCAAUAGGAAACAAAAAAUGUUGUAAUAAAAACCUGAGAACAAUUCAGUCUUGGUUGAUGGUUUUGUUUCAGCUUCGUGGAGGCCAUGCUUGACACUUAAAAAGGUUGUGUAAUGCUAGCUUGAGUUGGAAUAAAUCCUUUGCAAAUGUUUCCCGCA
Messenger RNA from Elaeis guineensis (African oil palm), 770 nucleotides. RefSeq lists its product as uncharacterized. Lineage: Eukaryota; Viridiplantae; Streptophyta; Magnoliopsida; Arecales; Arecaceae. The record is from RefSeq and is a predicted model, not a curated record.